ACAAGUAUGGGUUGCUCAGUUGCCAUUGUUUUAGGGCAGUUUAUGAGAGAAUCUCCAACAGUAUCCUAUUCCUCAUGCUGCUGUUGUAAUAUAGUAACCAUGUUCAAAAAUCAUAAUCUGAGGUAUACGAAGUGCUAUAUACUAUAUAGGUAUUCGUGGUGCUAUAUUUGGCACGAGUUUUGCCUAUGCGUACUUGGUAUUAACACCACUUGCUCAUUGCUCAUUACUCAUUGUUACUUGUGCAUUACUUGUCAUUUUCAUAUUACUCAUGGAUUAAAGAAAUAUUUGUUCUGGUUUACAGCCAAGAGUUGAUGUGGGACAGCAAGGCCGCGUGGUCAGAGAUACAAGUCUGAUCCAUCUCCAGUCUAAGUCGAGAGUUGAUGUGGGACAGCAAGGCCGCGUUGUCAGAGAUACAAGUCAGAUCCAUAGCCAGUCUAAGCCGAAAGUUGAUGUGGGGCAGCAAGGCCGCGUGGUCAGAGAUACAAGUCAGAUCCAUCUCCAGUCUAAGUCAAGAGUUGAUGUGGGCCAGCAAGGCCGCGUUGUCAGAGAUACAAGUCAGAUCCAUAGCCAGUCUAAGCCAACAUUUGAUUUUGGACAGUAGGCCCGCGCCCCUGCCCACACAGAUCUUUCGGCAAAAGCCGAGGAGGAGGAUGAAAAAGUUGGAUUGGCACACUUCCUGGGCAAGUCAGAAGCCCUGGAGGGGCUUGCUGAGCUGUAUGGAUUUAUUGAAGACUGAAAGAAUGGGGGGCUAUUAAUUUCUCAUUUACUACAUGUUCUGUUCAAUAUUUUCUGACUUUCUGUGGAGUGGAGUUCCUGUAAAAUGACUACUACUAGUGGAGGUUCGUUUGGACUUUUGAUUUGCUACUAUUUUGCUUUUCAUUUUCGUUUGAUUUUGCCAUUAGUUUUGUGCUAAGACCUUGAAUUUGAUGCAACAAGGGUCUAAGAUUUAAGCGGGAAUGAUAUAUUUUCCCUUUUCAUUUUCUUA
Rhododendron vialii is the source of this 985-nucleotide messenger RNA. RefSeq lists its product as uncharacterized. The transcript is spliced from 5 exons. The coding region runs from base 381 to 755 and encodes 124 amino acids. Lineage: Eukaryota; Viridiplantae; Streptophyta; Magnoliopsida; Ericales; Ericaceae. The record is from RefSeq and is a predicted model, not a curated record.